AUGGCUGUCAACUUCAACCAGUCACCAAACACUGAGCUGACAGAAAACCUCGUUGCCUACUUGGAAAGAAAUUUCGUAGGAGCAGGACUGAGAAAAAGUGAUGUUCGUGACUUUGUCUACACGAACUUCACUAGCAGAAAGCAUGCAGCUAAUAAGUCUCAGGCUAAAAAGAAGUCAGACAAUGCUCGCAACAGAAGGAGUAGCCGCGAAAAGGAGCACUUGAAACGUCGCAAAACAACGUACCAGUCUAACAAGACUGCUAUUGAUGACGAGAUGAAAAGAGAUUGCUCUGGUCUCAUUAUAGAAGAGGCUAUGUCUGUUGGUGAGUCAGACGAUGGCACUUCGCCUCAUGUUUCUUAUAGUGGGCUUCAUCUUUGUCGUCCAGGUUGGAGAAGUGAUGAGUACAACCACUUCAUCACACUUGUUGACAACAAAGUGGUAGCUGAUUUAGGCUUAAAUAGCCAUCAAUUGCUGUCACGUGCUUUUGACGAAACCAUUGAAGGACCAGUCCCUGAUGCAAUUGCGUCACAGUUUCCUCAGUGGGCUCUUAGAAACGGGCCCUAA
Messenger RNA from Phycomyces blakesleeanus NRRL 1555(-), 564 nucleotides. RefSeq lists its product as hypothetical. Bases 1 to 564 code for a protein of 187 amino acids. Lineage: Eukaryota; Fungi; Mucoromycota; Mucoromycetes; Mucorales; Phycomycetaceae. The record is from RefSeq and is a predicted model, not a curated record. The transcript is spliced from 3 exons.